AUGGCUAGCCAGCUCUCGCCCAGAAAAGGAGAGCAAGCCAAAGACGAACUCGAUCGCACAAUCCGCUCCCUGAGCACCGAUUUUCAACUUCAGCUGCACAUCCCAGACCUAACGCUGUCGCCCAGUAAGCGCCGGCAACAGCAUCGCAAUGGAGACCAAGAGCGGAGUGAACACAUCUACCUAUGCGCAUAUCGCCUCAAGUUCCAGGACCCCAACCGUCUCGCGAUAUGUCUGACUCGCUUCCGCGAGCAGGCCGACGAGCAUCUCAAGAAUUGGAUCCGGAAGCCCCGCGCUGACCCUGAUACGACCUCAAGCAAAUCCUUUGGCCCACACCGUCAAGGUACCCGCUUGACAUCUGAGGAGCGGGCCGAACUGCAGGACUUUCUGCUACAGUUGCUCAAAGACGACAAUAUCGCGAAUCGUCAGCGUUCCAAGUAUUCGAAGCGCAAGUCUGAUGAAUUCCCGGAUCCUAGCUCCAAGAGAUCUAGAAACUCUUUCGAGGGUUCUCCUGCGUGCGACAGCAUUGACAGUAUCCCAGUUCGCUCUAGAGCCGUUGUCUCUAGUAGCCGUCCAUCAGCGGGACGGCCCGCUAGAGGCGCAGGUACAUCGUCCUUCACCAAUGGCAUCGGCCAUUCGGCCACCACGUCAUUUGCGAGCACUCAACCAUCGUCGUUCGGUAUAAGGUCAUUUAAUUCCAGUAAAGUUUCACUGGCUCCGACUGUUUUCACAAAUGACUAUGCGCCGAGCACUCAAGCAACUACUGUGACGAAUACCUCUUUCAAAAGAUCUCAGCAUCCAUUUCAGGCCACUCACCCGUCCUUCGGUAGUAAUGCAACACCAUCGAGAGACAUUCAGGUUCCCUUUUCUCAAAGCAUUCAACAAUUUGCGUACAAGCCGCCAAGUGAGGAAAAUCGCAAUGAAAUUGAUCCACCGAAACCGCCUUCGUUCCGAAGGUAUGGGGACAGAACGCCCCCAGAACCUGUCAUUGAUCUCACUGAUGAUGAUGAGCCCGAGGAAGAGCCAAGGCUUCCAGUUCUGUCAAUGCCUCAACCGAUCCGAAGCCAGGUUGACCUCAAGAGAGCAGGCAUAAUUAGAUCCAGCAGUCCCGCGACAGCCUAUUCCAGCCUACCAGAAAUGAAUGAGUUUGAUACAAUGCUUCUCGAUGCUCCAAUGUUUAAUCAGGAACCGCCUGAAUGUCCGCUGACAGACCGUCUUCGAAACAUCUGGCCAAAGUUUCCCAUCCCCGGAUUGAAUCAGGCACCUCUCAUUAUCCUGUGGGAGCUUACCCGUGCUGCACUUCAUUGUCGCGUGGACUUGUCUACCUGGGACCUAGAAUAUCAGCCCAACGAUAGCUGGCAUGAUCAGACCAAGUUCCGAGGCCAGCUCUUCAGACAUCGACUCUUCGUGGGACAGGGCUUGCCUCCAGCUUGUGACCGUGCCGUCUGGGAUGCUGCGUUCGGAUCAUUCGCCUCGCAUGACAAAGCCGUUGUUCUUGCUGCAGAAUUCGUCUGUAAUACAGAAGAUACUGGGCAACUAUAUCGGCUAAAACUUCAGCCUCCGCGUCUUGAACUCGGGCAUCGACUGGCUCGGCGCUUUGGUGCAGAUCGUUUCCUGGAAGUCAUUAUGCCAUCACCUACUUCUAGAGAUGCUCCCGAUGUGAUCAAGAAUGACCCGCAAGGUGCGAACAAGGUCAUCAAAUGGUUGACUGAAAGCUUCCAUUACUUUGUAGGUCGAUCGUGGGCAGCUUUCUAUACUCGCGAGGCCAAGAAAUCCAUUAAGGAUCCGCGCCCUCCUCACAAGUCACUGACGAUCAUGCAAGAGCGCGUGUACUUCUUCGCAACUGACGGUAUCAACUUUCGUGUUCCCAUGAGUCAGUUUCCUCCCUUGGAAGAAGCGACCUCUCUAGGGCACCGCACUAAGAUGAGGCGCUGUGAUCUCUUGAACUGGGCUAUAAACAUUGAGCAGAACUCGUCGCAACCGGUGCCCAAGCUCUUUUCACGACUUGCUCUCAGCCUCAGUAAGACCGUUCCCACCAUCGUCAUUGAACCUCACCAAUUUCGACAUCGCGACACUAUGCUAGGCUUCCACAAGUACAUGACCAAGAAAGAGAAGAAAGAGCAAAAGGAUAUGGGUGACGGUAUCGGUCGAAUGUCUCGAAACCUUGCGCGAAGGAUAGCGACGCACAUGGGACUCUUGGAAACGCCGUGCGCGUUCCAGGCUCGUAUUGGCAGUGCGAAAGGGAUGUGGAUUGUCGACGUCGAAGAUGAUGGAUUAGACAAUGACGAUUGGAUCGAGACUUAUCCCUCACAGCGAAAAUGGAACUGCGACUUCGAAGACGUUCAUCAUCGGACAUUUGAAGUACGCGAGUGGUCCAGAGAGCUAAGGUCCGCAGCUCUCAAUACACAGUUCAUCCCGGUUCUUGAGGCACAGGCGCCUGUACCCCAGGACAUGCGCAAUGUCAUCGCCCGUCACCUAGCGAAUGGCCUUCAAGAGGAGAUCGGGGGUCAACUCGCUGCCAUGACCCAUCCGACCAAUCUUCGUGGUUUUACACAUCGCGGCUUUGACCGGGCGACAUUAGGUAACGUGCCCUUCCUGGGCGCCCUACCGGAACGAGAAGAAGACAUUAUCUCAUACAUGCUCGACGCUGGCUUCGACGCUACCAAGUGUCGGUUUCUGCGAGAUAUGGUAUGGAAUAACCAGAAGCGACAGGCCGAACAGCUCAAGGCGAAGAUGAAUAUAAAAAUCCCUCGGUCGACCUACGCAUUCAUGACCGUCGACUUCACCGGUACACUAGAAGAGGGUGAGGUACAGCUUGCGUUUUCCUCGAAAUUCCAAGCAGACGGAGAAUCAGAUACAUUACUCGAUGGCAUUGAUAUCCUAGUAGCUCGAGCUCCCGCUCACUUUGUCAGCGACAUACAGAAAGUCAAAGCUGUAUUCCGGCCGAACCUGAAAAGACUCAAAGAUGUUAUUGUCUUCUCGUCAAAGGGCAAGUCUCCACUGGCUGAUAUGCUCUCUGGUGGCGACUACGACGGCGAUUUGGCUUGGAUCUGCUGGGACCCCGAUGUUGUCAACAACUUCAAUAACGCGCCAAAGCCAGUCGAACCGGAUCUUGUCGGACAGGGAUACCUCCGAAAGUGCAAACCCGAGCUUCGAGUCCAUCCUAGAAGCAGCCACUGA
Molecule: messenger RNA, 3177 nt
Organism: Fusarium verticillioides 7600
Lineage: Eukaryota; Fungi; Ascomycota; Sordariomycetes; Hypocreales; Nectriaceae
Exons: 2
Coding region: 1-3177 (1058 amino acids)
Biological process (GO): siRNA processing
Cellular component (GO): nuclear RNA-directed RNA polymerase complex
Molecular function (GO): RNA-directed RNA polymerase activity
Source: RefSeq, a predicted model, not a curated record